Messenger RNA from Sitodiplosis mosellana (orange wheat blossom midge), 14499 nucleotides. RefSeq lists its product as uncharacterized. The record is from RefSeq and is a predicted model, not a curated record. Gene Ontology annotation, cellular component: dendrite; membrane. The transcript is spliced from 8 exons. The coding region runs from base 2777 to 5815 and encodes 1012 amino acids. Gene Ontology annotation, biological process: chemical synaptic transmission; G protein-coupled receptor signaling pathway, coupled to cyclic nucleotide second messenger. Gene Ontology annotation, molecular function: G protein-coupled serotonin receptor activity; neurotransmitter receptor activity. Lineage: Eukaryota; Metazoa; Arthropoda; Insecta; Diptera; Cecidomyiidae.
AGUAUCGUGAAGCACAUGAAUUCAGUCUGUUGUAUACAAUCGCCGGUUAAACACACAUUCAUCUUCUGCUGCUCGCACCCCAACAAAAUCGAACGAAAAACCGAAACGUAGAAAAAAAAGACGAGAUUCUACGCGCGCCAAACCUCAAUAUAUCACAUUUCAACUGACUUCUUUCAAGCAUAAACAGACAAUUUAUUUUGCUGAAAAACACAAGCAGAAAAAACAAACAAUUGACUUGGUUUUUUUUCUUCAAUUUCGUUAUAAAUUCUGAUUUCAUAAUUUAGCCAAAACAUUGAACGAAAAAAAAACAAUAACAAAAAAAAAAGAUUAAUUGUAAUGUGCAAGAAUCCGCUUUCGUUUUGAAAUGCAAAAAUUCCUUAAUUCCGUUUUGUUUCGUGUUUCGAGUAUUGAUUUUUAUCAACAGUCGACUCGUGUGUUAUAGAUUUGUAUUUCUAUUGUUUUGGACAAACGCAGCGAUAUGCAGCUAGUGAAAACGUGCAGAUUACACAAUAUUUACGAGAGACAGAGAGAGAAAUGAGAGAGAAAGACGAUAUGACCAUGCCGAAUGCUAAUGUGGCGUGCUAAAAUCAACAUCUAAUUUCUUGCAAUAAUUGAAUAAAUAAUUAAAAGAAAUAAAUUUAAACAAAACAAAAUAAAAAUAAAAGAAGAGUACGCGCGAAGAGACGACACUAACUCGAAUAAGGUUAAUUGCUAUUGCAGUUCUUGAUGUGUUUGUUGCGCCAAUGUGGAAAAAAAGACGUAUUCAAUAGAAAAGAUUCUUUUUUGUUUUAUUGAAGCGAGAAAAAAAACGAGCAACACAAUACGUGGCAAAUGCAAACAGCUGGGCCACAACAGACACCAAUCGAUCGAACUGCUGAUAAUAAUCUGAGCAGAGGGGAAAAAAUUGAAAUUGUCAUGAAAAUUUGAAUUAUUACGGUAAUUACGGUCAGAUAAAAGAAAUUGAAGGAGAAACGUUAGCGCAUUGAAAGAAAAUCGGGCGGAACGUUAAACGAUCUAUCAUGCCAGUGCUCUCUCAGCUACUGCUGCUACUGCUGCUGAUGUUGUUGGUUUCGUAGGAAAUUCCCAUUUUUUAAUUGCAUAAUUAAAACUGCGCCGAAAAGGCAGCAAGCAAUAACGUUGCAAUUGCAAUUGCACAUCUUCAUUAAAGGUUGCUGAUGCUACUUUUCUUCUUCGUCCCGUUUGGAGAGAUCGUGCAAACGAUUGAGCAAAAUUGCUUUGCUAUCGGUUUUUCGACUAUUACACGAAAAAUUUACGCUAUAAAAAAAACGCAUACGAAAAAUUGCUGCUGAAAUUAUCGGCGAAUUGUUAACAAUUUGAAUGAAACUACGUGAAAUGAAUGGAAAUUAAUGGGAGGCUCGCACAUUAUUUUGGCUACGCAUUUUGACAUUGUACUUGAACAACGUUGAUUGCUAUUUAUUUAAUCGAACAUUGCACACACACAGAGAGAGAGGGAGAGAGAGAGAGAGAGAAAGAGUGAGAGCGGACGCAGAAAAUAACAACAGUGAGCGAUAGCACACAACGAAAAACCACGUGUCGAAAAUUACGUGUAAUUUAUUAUUUAGAAAAAAAGAACGAAGAAAAAACGAGCAAUUUUGCAUGCAGAAUAAACCGAACACAACACACUGAACAAAAGAAGGAAAUAAAAAUAAACAGAACAUUUUUAUCGGUGGCCGCAUACUUGAGACAUUCAUGCCCGCCUGUCGACAGUGUACUUUAACGAAUAUAUCAAACAUCGAAUAUGUAGUGUGUGUGUGUGAAUGUGUGUGAAAUAUCCAAACGUUUUUGACACAUGUGUAUAGGCAAGUGAAAAACGAGAAAUCAGUCGCGCGUAUUUUGAGAAAAAGCACGCAGUGAACUUCGAACAAAUACAGUGUCACGGGGGAAAAGAAAAAUAAUAAUACAACGUACAUCGUACAUCGAGUACAUGAGAAGCGCAUCUUUCAACCAAAUGUAAAAUGUACUAUUUACAUCGUUUCAGCGAGGUGUGCGCUAAUGUGUUACAUCAGUAUUGAAAUAGGCAUUAGGUCAUAAUUAUGCGAUGGUACGAUAAGUCCAAUGUUAUACGCUUUUGUGUAAUAUUUCGCGUGAGAUUUUGAUUGCGGCUUUUGUAAAUCCGAGAAAAGAGCAUGGCAAUUAGUUUUGUGUAAUUAUGCAUGUACGUUGUUUGGUGUCAACAAGCGUCAUUUACCUUAGCGAAAGGCUCAUGCAACAACGUGCCCGCGCACACAAACACACGGUACACUUGAUUAUCCCAGGCCCAUCUAUUUGCCAGCAGGUGUGUGUAAUGUAAAUAGCAUACAAAAUGCACUUUUAACCAAUUUGACCUAUGCAAACACACAUCGAUUUCAAAUGGACAACUUUCUUCGAAUUCACCACAACAGCUAGUUACACGGAAGGGAGAAGGAGAGAGAGUGAUAGAGGGUGAGUGCCAAAUAGCCAGCCAAACGGAACUGCAACGAUACGCUGGCUGGAUAACAUUUUCUAUUGGAUUUUAACAAUGAAUUAUUUGCCCUGUCAUUAAAAAUGAUGAGUGUGUACGAGUGAAAUGCAACGGCGAUUCAACAUUUUCCGUACGGGCAAACGUUAUUAUACGAUUCCGUGUGCAAAAAUAUAAUAAUAGUCAAGUGGAUUUGAGCGAAAAUGCUUAUAAAUUGAGUGUGUAAUUUAAAUUCAGAUUUUGUCGAAAUUAUUUAAAUAAAAUCCUCCACUGAAAGAAAAAAAAAAAAUAAAAUAAUCAUACAUAUUUAAACAUAAAAUGGAAGAAGACGAAAAUGUGAGUGUAGUAAGUAGAGGUGGAAGUGUGUCAGGUGUGUCAAAUCGUAUUGGGUUGUCGUCGUCGUCGUCGUUGCAAGCAAUUACAACGAAAGCGCUUAACAUCGGCGCUAUUUUACAGGGAGUAGCAAAUAAAACCAUAGCUUUUAUGGCAAUCGCAUCGAAUACAAUAACUGCAGCAAUUGCUGCGAGCCAAUUUAGUGGUACGGAUUUGGAUGCAAUCGUUGGAUCUGAUAAUACGGAUGUCGACUACUUGCUCGAUUCGGUUGAAAAACGAAUUUAUCGUAAUCUCAGCAUAAAUACGCCAGUGAUCGUGAAACCAGUGACAGUUAACAACAGUGAUAGUGAUAGUGUAAAUGAAAACGUGACAAUGGCUAGUUUAGGAAACAAUCUAUUAGUUGCUGCCGUAACAAGUACAUUCAAUACAAUUAAAUGGAAUGAUACCGGCUUCGUGGCAUCGGGUAAUAUGUCAUCGAUAACUGAAAUCGAUGUUGAAUCAACGCCAUCGCCCAUGAUCGACGAUCAAAAUAAUUACUGGGCGUUGUCAGCGUUGAUUUUGGUACUUGGUACAGCUGCGGGUAAUAUUCUCGUAUGUUUGGCCAUUACAUGGGAGCGUCGUCUGCAAAAUGUCACAAAUUAUUUCCUCAUGUCGUUGGCCAUUACCGAUCUAAUGGUGGCCAUUUUAGUCAUGCCGCUGGGGAUUCUAAGUUUAGUGAAAGGUUAUUUUCCACUGGAAUCCGUGCAUUGUUUGGUGUGGAUAUGUUUGGAUGUAUUGUUUUGUACGGCCAGCAUAAUGCAUUUGUGCUCAAUAUCCAUCGAUCGAUAUUUGUCACUGCGAUAUCCCAUGCGGUUCGGCCGAAAUAAAACGCGAAAGCGUGUCACGGUGAAAAUUAUAUUCGUUUGGAUUUUAUCGAUUGCAAUGAGCUUACCACUGUGCUUGAUGUAUUCAAAGGAUCAUGCAUCAGUAUUAGUUGAUGGAACGUGCCAAAUACCAGAUCCUGUGUAUAAAUUAGUCGGUUCAAUUAUUUGUUUCUACAUACCGCUGCUGGUGAUGUUGAUAACAUACUACCUAACGGUUCGGUUGCUGGCGGCGCAACAGCAGAGUUUGUGUGGAGGUGGCGGUAGUGGUCCGGCCACAGGUACCACGACCACAACCACCAAUGGCAACCAAUCAAAUGGCUGGGGCAGCGGAUGGUUAGGUCAAAAAAAUAUCGAACGAAGGUGUACAUGGCGUCGCCUGCUGAAAACCAGUCUACCAUCGACACCAAAUCAUCCACAUUCUGCCACUUCAACUGAUACCGAGCUUUCAAACUUAGAUACGCAUGAAUUAUGGCUGCCAGACUCAAGCAUUCCAGAGCCAACACCAUCAACUAUGACCGCUUUGCAUCAGUUCGGUGCUGAGAUGUUGAAAUUGUCACGUGGAUUAGAUGCAGUGUCAUCAAUUGUUGUGCCUAUUCCGGCCAGUUCAUCGACGACAUGUGUUAGUAGUAUCACCGCACCCGUUCGCAACACAACCACCGAACAUAGAAAGCAACAAACGCCACUAUUAUCGAGUCGAGAACCGCCCCCACCACCACCACCACCACCACCACCACCAGCAUCGAAACUAAGCCGUGAACGGAAUCGGCCAAUAUCAGCGGCACGCCGUAACAAGAGCAGACGUCGAGCUUCCCAUUCAACAUGGUCAACGAGUGGAUUGAGACGAAGCGAUUCACAGGAUUCUGAAUUGAGUUUUCGCAAACGAUGCAGCAGUUUGCCGCGCAUCGAACAAGAUGACAUUGGUUUUGAUGAGCAAUCAAAUGACGAAAGUGAUGAGGAAUCGUCGGUGCAUCGGCAUCACAGAGAUCGUGUGCUGACGGAGACAGAGGACGACGGCGAAACGGAGGAAACGGACAUCAUGAAAAAUCGAAAAAAUCGCCGAAAUUCAACGGAACAAUCAAAAAGUCAAUUAUGCGUGCAUGAAAAACAGCAGCAGCAACCGAACGAUUCGAAUGGCACAAAAUUGAAUGAAAUUACAUUGCCACCGCCAUGCACAUGCCCAUACUUUGGAUCGGCCAAAUCGCAUGCACAGCGAAAAGCUGAAGUGCGAAUUGUAUCCGAAUUGAAUUCCGAAGAGCUAUCACCGCUUAUCCUCAACAACAAUCCAAUCGCAAUUGCAUCAAACAAGACAUCACGUCGUAAUUUCAGCACAACACCGCCGAGUGGUUCGGCAUUGCACAUGGGCAGUUCAGCGCCAACGUUACACUUAUUGACAGCACCCAGUCAUCAGCCGAUGUGUAAUUCAACCACACCAACACCAGCCGCAUCACCAACACCCGUUCCCAUUCGAAAGUUAAGCUUUUCAAUGACACCGCCGCAGACAAAAUCCAACACAGUUGUAACGUGGGACACGCGAAAGAGUCAAAAAUCACGACGCGGCUCAAGUUUUGGUGGCCAUCAAACCACAUUGAUUGCACCGAAACCAGUGCCGACCAUAACAUCAGCACUGCGACGUUCGGCAACACUUCGCAAUCACAAUAAUAUUUUGAAUGGAUUAGGGGGCAAUAACACGGCCGGCACCGGCAUGAGCACCACCCGUAGUAUGGAUAAUUCGGUUUCAAAUAUGUUGACUGUUAACAACAACAAAACCAGUUCAAAUAAAUCCACACCGUGCUUAUUCAAUCGUUGUGGAACGGUUCGAUCACAUCAUUCUCGCAACUCAAGCGUAAUGUCGCGGAAUUCAUCGCGUCACGGCCGAAUCAUUCGUCUCGAGCAGAAAGCAACCAAAGUGUUGGGCGUCGUAUUCUUUACGUUCGUAAUUUUAUGGGCACCAUUCUUCGUGUUGAAUUUGUUGCCAACAAUUUGCGGUGAUUGUGAACAACAGAUUAGUCAUUGGGUAUUUGAUUUUGUUACAUGGCUUGGAUACGCUAGUUCAAUGGUCAAUCCAAUAUUUUAUACGAUUUUCAACAAAGUUUUCCGACAGGCAUUCAAAAAGGUUCUGCUUUGCCAGUAUGGCGAAACAAAAUGGAGACCACAAAGAUAGCAAACGGUUAGCAGCAAAUCGUCGACCACAAAACUCAACAAACUCUAACACAUUGAGAAGCAAACGCGAUUCGAUCGAUGAUUUGCUGCUGCUGCCGCUACAACUCCAGCAAUCAACACGAAUUGAUGCAAUAAAUCGAAACUACAGUCAAUUUCAACGAGAGUAGAGCAAAAUAGACGCAUUCCCAAAAUAAGCUCAACAAUUGGUAAAGGGGUACAUAGGAAAAUUGAGCAUGAAAGCCGAUUUUCAUAUUAAAUAAUUAAAAAUAAAUAAAUUAGUUUGUGUGAGUUGCUGUUUACAUGAUCGAGGCCAAAUUGAACAAUUAACUGACCAAAAAUAGAUGGAAUUUGAAUAUUUUCCAAUGAAUCCAUUUAGGGUCAAUUGAAUGAGUUAAAAUAAUUGAAUCGAAAAGAGUGAUGAUGAUGUAAUUGUUCAUUUUUUUUGUUCGAUGGAAAAUUUACCAAGUAACGGAAGGUAAUGAAGCAAAAAAUAAAACCAAAUCUCAUCACGUAAUUUAAUUAUUCGUUAGGUAAUCGUUCAAUCCAAUACAUGUGAACUGAAAAAAAAUAUGUUACAUAAGUAAAUUUGCAUCCAUUCUAACGAUUCAACCAUAAUACUAAUAAUAUAGACAAUUGACAAACGCUCUGUAUCAAUUUUAUCAAUGUGAACACACAAACACAAACACACACACACACACACACACACACACACACACACAGACACACCAAAUGUUACCAAUGUGUAUACUGCUCUCGUAAAGCUUAGAUAGAUGUUUUACCUAAAAAAUAAAAAUGAAAACUAAUAAAAUAACUUUUAACAAUCAAUGAACAUAACAACCAAACUGUUUUUUUUUUCGAACGGACUAAUUUGGUUAGCGUUAAUUUUAAGAGGAAAAAAAUCCACAACUGACAGAUCCGAAUUUAUUAUUUUCUAUUUAAGAAAGUAUUUAUUUUUUUAAGUUAUGUAAGUGGAAAUCGAUGAUGCAAAUUCCAUUAUUUUAUUUAAUUAAGGUACCAUCUUCUGGAACGAACAAAAAUGUCAACCUGAACAAUAUAUUAAAACAUAACUGACGCAAACUGGGUUUUAAGAAAAAUAGAAAAAAGAGCUCAAUAAAAUUCAUACUCAUGUAAAAUGUCACCAACUGACAUACAAUACACAUACAAAGCAAAGCAAAGCAAAAAAAACCCAACUAAUUACCGUAUUUAAUAUAAAUGUUAACCCAUUGCCGUGACAUAAAUGCAACAAAAUGUUUCCAAUUACCAAACCAAUCAACCAAAUGAAUUAUUAUUAUAAAUGUAAAUCUCUGAAUGUGUAAAUGUGUAAUUUUAAUUGAAUUUGAAUCGUGUAUUGAACAAAAGAGGUUCAGGAGAGAAGAGUAAAAAUAUAAUGAAAUGGUCUCUAAACAUUUUAGAGUAUAAUUCUUGUUUAAACGAGAACCGACUAUUGAUUUUGACGGAAAAAUUUGAAGAAAAAAAAAGAAUCAAUUUUGUUUUCAAUUUUAAUUGAAAGGCUCAUCCAAAAGCUUUUGAACAGAAAAAUUUAUAGAAUUUAGUAAAUUAGUCUGCGAAUAAAGGGUGAAAAUCAAGACGACUUAAUUUUUAUUCUUAUUUUAUACGGUAGCAACACAUUGAUUUUCAUGAAAUAAUUUUAUUUCGAUAAAAUGACGGAACACUUUUUGUUUUGCCAAUUGAUGAUCAGAAUCGGUCGAGUCACAUAAUUCUUUAAAUUGAUCGGAAUAAUGCAAUCCGAGCGCUUGUAUUGUGGGCGCGUUCACAAUAAUCCUCAAUCAUUUUAUUAUGCUUGCAACCAAUAUACUUAACCAGAAUAUAAAUGUAACAAUUCUGAAAGAUAGAGAAAAUUCGGCUUCAACUUAUUAAAAUAAGUCUAUUUGCACACAUUCUCAAACCGAACAAUUUCAAGAAAUACCAAAUCAAUGUCACUGAAAAUAACUGUAACUUUUUAGCUGUUUAAGGCAAUUUCAUUUUUGGAACAACAAAAACACUUUUGUAAAUACCAUUUUAGAUGUAUAGAAUCUUGUCGUAGGGCUGUAGUUUUUAUAGAGUUUUGAUGGGGCGAAUGAAUUGACCAUUUAUUCGAGAAAUGAAGAAAUACUGAAAAGAAUACCGAAUGUACAGCGGACGCAAUGAAGCAUGUCGUGAAAUAAAUGUUUUGAUUUUUUUUCUUCCAAAUGUUAAAAAAAAGAGUUAUCGUUGUUUUAUUUCAUUUGAGAUGAAUAAUACAUUUCGUAGGAAAUAUCCAGUUCAGUGGUCAGGCACCCACACAAGCGUGCACAUGACAAUUCAACUACUUGUGUUGACGCGCAUAAUGAAUUUGAACAUUAUUAAACCGUUUUAUCUGUUGCUUUCAGCUCAUGGCAUCAAUACACGCAUACAUCCGGUCGCCGUUACGUUUCACAUUUCCCAUCAACGAUAUCUCUGCCCUUAGAACAAAAGCGACAAUAGAAAUGGAUGGAUAAAAAUAAAACCGAAUACAGAAAUGAUAAUCAUAUUUACUUGUUGACGUGAUGAAAAUAAUAAUAAUGUCGAUUGAUGUGAAAAGCUGAAAGUACGUUGCGUGUGGCAUUUGUAAUCAUUCAAAUUCGUAGAAUCACAUAUGCGAUACGAGUCAGAGACAGAGAGAGUGUGAGAGAGAAAGUAUAAGAGACAAAGACAGUGAGAUAACCAGAAGUGAAAAAGUUACGAAGAGGAUAAGCGGUAAUCAAAUAAAGUGGAAGGCAUCUAAGAUGUGAGCAAGUCAUAAUGCGUCAAAAUGUGUAUGUGCUUUUCGAUCUCGCAAAGCGACCAUAAAACUACCUACACGUAUCUCAAAAGUGAUCUGUGCUUGAGCUUGAAAAUGGCUCAGCAACGAAUAUUGGUUUUUUACGUCGACCAUAACGACAACAUUAUAGUUAUUGGCGAAAAAAUUUGUUCACAUCGUUGUAUAUUGCUUUGGAUUUGGUACAAACACAUCGUCGACGCUAAUAAAUUAAUUCAAUCCAAUGCCAGCGAGAUGCGAAUAUUGAUCAUCAUCGAUGGCGGCGGUUUUUCCAUAAUGGCAGCCAGAAAGAGAGAAAAAUGAAAAAUUAAAUGAAAUGUUCGUGCAAAGGCAAAUCUGUUGCCAUAAUGUUGCGAGAAUUUGGUUUUAAGCCAGCCUUUUCACAUCAUCGACAGCAGCUUUGUGUGGCUCAAACGACGAGCGAACAAAACAAUCACCAUUAUUUUUGAUCGAUUUCAAAGCAUUAUUAUUCAAUUUGAAUUACAUUUACGUGACGCCACAUUCUGACAUUUUGGCAUUGGCCUGGAAUUUAUCUGCAUUUCCUUUUGAUUUAAUGGCAAGCGGGCAGGCGACCGAGGGAAUGUGCGCGCACACACAUACGUUAUGCUCGAUUACACAUAGCACAUCAUAUGUAGUAGCAUCACCAUUGAAAACCAAAUGCACGGUGCCACAAUAAUAACCCGACAGAGUCCAUUAAGCGAAUACAUGAGAGAUUGAACGAUAAUGGAAAUGAAAUGAGGUUUGGUACGAAUUCGUGGAAUUGUUACCGCAUGAGUCUGUGUUUCAUUUCAACUGAACGGCACUCGGUUGACAAGUGAGAAAGCGCCGCUGGCAUAUUUUCAUAUACUUCUUCAUUCUCUGUCUCUCAUCGGUGUAGUGACAUUAACAAUCAUUACCGUAAGUUCAUCGUUGGCACAAGAUUUGCGUUUUUUUUCGUCACAUUUGCGAGCUUUUAUUUUGUCAAGUAAAUUCUUUGCCAGUUUGUUGCGACCUUGGAUAAGACGUGAUUAGUUUGCUCCACGAAAUAAGUGUUUCGUGCCUUUAUGAAAAUGAACAAGCUCACCAAUUAGCCCAAUUUCAGUCGAAAUGCCACCGUAAAUCGGUCUAUUAAUAAUACAACCUGCCAUCGUGGUUUAUAUAAAAUAUAAAUACUCCCAUGCGUUCCCGAAUUUUCUUGUUAUCGCACGGAAAAGCUUGAUCUGUGUUUACUUCGUCGGAUAUCAAACCAAUUCAAAAUCGUUCGAUCGAACGGUUCAGCCAGAAAAUGUGGUAAAUUUCAAGCAAAAUUUGGUUUCAAAAAUUAUUGUGAAUAUCACCAUUCUGCAAUUUAAAAAUAUGUUGCACAUCUUCGAACAUUUGAACGCAUUUGCUCAUCGGCACCAGACCACCGCAAAAUCAUUCAAUCGAAAAUAGCACAUUUCCAAUUCACUGACCGAAUUCCUAUACUUUUGCACGGUUCGGAUCAAUAUUUUCCGUAUUUCAAUAAAAACAUUCUUGCAAAUCUAUGCGAAUUGCAGGAAUGAUAUAUGUAUAAUGGCGAAUUUAGAUAACUGCUUCGAAAGUUAAUCAAAUUAUUGCUUUUUUUGUUUUGUUUUUGGGAAUGGUUCGGUUCGAUUCGGUUUCAGCAAACGCAAUCGAAAUAACGUUCGCUAUUUAAUAAACGAUUUUCUGGGUGAGAAAGUGCCUUUGGUUCGGAACGUGAAUAUCAAAACCAACGGAAAAUAAUUAAACGCAACUCGCUUGCUGAAUGAAUGGAAAGCAAAGCAAAACAAAAUCACGUAGCCAUUUUAUCGAUGAUGAACAUUGGUUCAUAAAUAACAACAAACCAAUCGGAAUAAGAUUUUCUCCCGUAUGUUUGUUUCUUCUUCCCCCCUCGGUGUCUCUUUCUCUCUCAUUCUGCUCGACGGAUGUGUACAUUGGCCAAAUAUCCUUAACGCUUGAAUGAAUGUAGAUGAAUGAUAAGUCGUUAGUGAAUGAAAUACGAUUAAUUUUUCUGGUUCAUUUGUAUGGUCAAUGAUAGCAUUGGAAUACUUGCCGGAUAAAAUACGGUCAUUUUUCGUUUUUCUCCGUUUGCUUCGUGUUGCUUUGAUUUAUUUAGGCAUGAAUUCGAUGGCAAUUUUACUGCCGACUGAAUUAGAAUUCCAUUGAAAAAGUUUUGCCAUUAAAUAUUAAGAGAAAAAAAAAUAGUGACGGCAAUGGCAAAUACACAUACACACAAGGAUGAAGUGGAUACGAACAGGUGUCUGUUGUACAAGGCAAAGUUCAAAUAAAAUUCGCUUUCGUUCACACAGAAAUUAUGGCCAGUAGAGACAUGGUGAAUGGCUUGUGUAACAACGUAUUCAUACUAAUUUUCGGAUAUUCAUCAUUCUAAGUGGUAGCACGUGGCCAAUAAAUAAGUUUAAAUUUGCCGAUUACUUGGAAAUUCCACCGAAUAACUUAAAAUAAAUGCUCUGAAACGCCGGCCUUGUGUAAUUCCGUAUGCUGUUGAUCGAAUAUUCAUGUUCGACAUCCAACAAUCGAUUUUAUUUCAAUUCAAUAUUCGAAUCCUGAUCAUGAACCACACCACAUUUAAAUUCACAUAAAAAAAACAUUCCCCAUUUUACACUCUCAUGAAAACCGACAACCUUUGCCCUUAAUAUGUGUUGUCACAAAUGAGGCAGUUCAAAGCGGAUAAAUGAAUUCUAUUUCGUAGCCUGAUUCACAUGCAUCAUUUCUUUCAUUCACUUCUUGGUAUUUCCUCUAAAAAUACAUCGGUCUAAGUUAUUAUUUAUGUUUUCAAUCAAGACGAUUUGAUGGAUUCAUCCAUUCGAAUAAUCGUUGGAUUUUUUGCUCGGAAUUUACUUGGCAAAGUUCUCUUCAUAUCUUCCGGAUUACUCUACUUGUAAAUUGAUCAAUUUUACAAUUCACGAGUGAUUUUCUUUUUGCUCCGUUACAUGUUUCACAAAUUUUCAACGUUGACAUCAAACUGUUAACAAAGUCACAAAUACGAUUUCCAAAGCUCAUUUCAUUACCGCAAGCGGAAAUUGGCAGCUUCCGUUCCGAUAAAAAAAAAUAUGAUGUCAACAUGGAAAAAAUACACACUUGUUUCAGAUGAAAUCAGCAAUUUUCCAAUGAUAUUUAACGAUUUGUUCUACCCAUGGUUUUUCUUUCACAUUUAGAUGUUAAUCUUCGGUAUAAUGUUCCAGAAUCCAAUACCAAGCAAAAACGGAAAAAAUCCAAGCGAAAAAAAUGGAGCAUCAAAGUUUUUCCAUUAAAUAGAUUAACAUCGUUUGUGUUUUGAUGCGAGUGAACUUUGGCAACGAAAAAAAAGCGUUAUAAUUUCAUGAAAAUGAAAUAUUUGGAAAAUUGUAAAGUUUCAUAAAUCGAAAAAUGUGAAACUUUGUGAGAGGCAAACGUUUCGAUUAUGAGAAACUUUGAAAUGAGCAAAAAAUAGUAAAGUGGUAUGAGAGUGUACAACAAGAAUAGAAGAUAGAAUUCAAUAAUGUUUUGAAAGCACGUAUCAACAUUCGUCAUGUGCUGUUGGCCCGGCCCCUGCCAAUGGGCAUUCAUCAAGACUGACGCCUGCAUGGUUUUUAUUUCGAUGUUGCCGCCAUAUACUUCAAUAGAAAUCGGUUUUUUUCUUCUAAGAAGGCGAUGCCGGUGCAAGGUAGAAAAGUAUCAUUCUCUUUAUUUCCAACCUAUCUCAACAAAUCGACGAGAAUGUGAAACAUUCUGAAUUGAAUUUUUCAAAAAAAAAAUCAUUUCGCAUAACGUGUAUACAUAAUUUCAAAAGAGAGUUAGUGUGUGUAUGUUCUUCAGUAAAUGUUCGUCUAUUUAGUAAUCCAGUUAAAAGGGAAACUUUUUACUAGCUUCGAAAUUAGCCAUCUCAUCCUUGAAGUGAUUUCGCUUGUAACGUGUGUUGGUGGAGGUCGGCGGAAUGAGGUCGUUUUAAUGGCAUGUAAUCAGUUUUGAUUUCUAGAAUACGAUUCGCAAUGUAUUUUUUUCUUCUACAGCAAGUGGUUCCUCCUUGAUGUGAAUGAACGCCUAUUUCGUUGAAAGGAAUUCACUUUUGAUAUGAAAUUAAGGUAUUAAAGUCUAUGCAAUGCUUUGAAUCAAAUUCAAACCAGCAAAUUUCUAACAUUCCUCCAGCUACUAGAUACCUUUAAUAUAAACGAACGAACGAAUGAAAAAACGAAAAAGAAAGCAACGAAUGCUAACACAGUCCGUCUCUGACAGCCGCCAGCACAUAUUUGAACGACGUGCAUUUUCAACGCAACAGACUGUUGGUCCGAAAUGUGUGCUAACGAGACAAAAAGGUAUUUUAAUUCGUUUAUGUGCGACGUAGAAUAAAUCAAUAGACUCAGUUAGGUCAUGUUUGUGUGUGCUGCAGGUUGCAGCACGGCGUCAAUACAAAGGAGGCAGAAUAAAGAGCAAAUGUCAAGGUUUUAUUGUCACUUGAAUGAUAUUUAAUGAAAGAAAUGGCAAAAUGCGUUAUAUGUGUUUUUAUCAUUUGCUUUGUCAGUUGAUUUGGUUACCAUAAAAUGUAUGCGCCUUGCUUCUCGGGCGUGAAUGAAAAACAGAUGCGUUGCCGAAGCGAAUUUGAAUUAUGAUAAUGUUUUGUGUAAAUCUAUCUCUGUGUUUUUUUUUCUCGGUUAGGUGAAAUCUUAACUGAGGCGCCACACAAAAGAUAACAAAUUGAUUCCGUUUUUAGCCAUGCUGGCAUGUCUCCGAAACGCCUUUAUCAGACAUUGUAGGGCGUACAAGUUCAUUUCAGGCGCCAAUUCCAUUUUUGUCGCCAGAACGAGGUUAUUGUGCUUUUUUGGUGUUCAACAAUGAAACAUAUUGCAGUGUGAUGAAUGCUUGCCGAUUCGAAAUAACACCAAAACAAGACUGAACCAUUUCAGUUGGCCCGGAGCACAUUCUAAAUCCACGGCAUUUAUUGGAUCAAAAUUGACGAGCACACCCAUUGAAGCAAUUUAUUUGUUUUUAAUUGUUCUAAAAGUGUGUAAACAAUGUCAAAACAAAAUGUAAUAAAUAGACACAAUUAAGUGUCGAAUGGCAACCAUAACAAAAUGAAACAUAAUACGUAUUGUGUUAAUUGCCACUCUUUAUGAAUUGAAUUCAAAAUAAUUGAAUCGCUGUCUGGCGAAGCAAAAAUGAUUUACACAACCCAUGCAUAUUUGUUGUUCGCAUAACGGAUAAUUGAAUUGGAAUAUGAAUUUCCGCGGAAAAACCUCUUGCAAUAGCUAUUGUAAUCGGAUAAUAGUAAGUACGUUAAUAGUGAUUCAUAAAUAUUAUCGGGAAAAGCAUAAAACGCAAUCAAUUCAAAUCAAUAUCAACAUUUGGAAUAAAUGAUUUGGAAGAGAGGUAGAAAGAAGCAGGCAAUCGGUUUCGAAUAAAAACUACUUGUAAACAAAUACGAGAAGGAAAAAUAUGAAUGAAAUAUAAGAGCGUGAAUAAAGAGGAUUCACUUAGAGGCUAUUGUUGAUUGUAUCUAAAAAAGGAAUAAUGACAUGCAUUGAGAGUUCUCAGAGCCACACACACUCACUCACAACGAAAUGGACAACUCAUUACCCGAUAAAUAGUGAGCAUAUUGAAAUAGCAAUUAAUGAUUUUCUUUCCAUUUAUCAAUUUGAUUGUGUGCAUUCUUUUCUCUGAAGCUCAGUUCUGCUAAUAACAACCAUUAGGCAUAGACCAGACACAGAUUAAUCACUAUUUUAGUGACUGCCGUUCAUAGUUUUAUUCGAGAAUUUCGGAAUCAUCGACAACGAAUUGGCUUUUUUGAUCAUAGUAGCGACGCAUUUUAACGUCAUUUCGACACAAAAGUCGGGAGGGUUUCCAGAUGCCGUUGGUGCUAAGCAUCCCGCCCAGACAAUAUUUAUCAUCAUUUGUAGGUGACAGUGACACAAAUUGAAUUAAUCAACUGAAAA